UUCUCUGAGUCCCGCCCCCAGCUGCUCGCCCUCGAGCGGCGGCUCCGGCGCGUCCCCGCUAUCGUCUCUUCCGGCCCCGCCCCUCCCGGCUGCCAUGACAACGAGUCCGCGCCCCGCGCAAGGCUGCCGCUCGGGCGGGACCCUGGCUGGACCGCGGGCCCCGGCCUGGGGGCACAGCUGCUACCGCCGCCGCCACCUCGUCUCCUCCCCGUUCCCGCCCCGCGUCUCCUCACCUCCCUCGGGUCCGCGGCCGGGGUCCCUCCCCGCCGCCCCAACCCUGCGCGGAUGCCGAAGGUGAAGGCGCUGCAGUGCGCCCUGGCGCUGGAGAUCCGCUGUGUAACUUGCCCAGGAGUGGUGCUGAAAGACAAGGAGGACAUCUAUCUUAGCAUCUGUGUGUUUGGCCAAUACAAAAAGACACAAUGUGUCCCAGCCAGUUUUCCACUGGUCUUCAAUGCCAGAAUGGUGUUUGAAAAGGUGUUCCCUGAAGCAGUAGACCCUGGAGAUGUGGUUGCACAGCUUGAAAAUGAUACAGCAUUGUUUGAGUUGAUUCAGCUAGUUCCGCCAGUGGGUGAAACACUGUCUACAUAUGAUGAGAAUACACGAGAUUUCAUGUUCCCGGGUCCAAAUCAGAUUUCUGGACACCAUGACUCAAACCGCCAGGCUACCAUGAGGAAGAUUUCUGGCCUUCACGGAAUUGCUCCAAAGCUGGAAUUUUCUACAACCUCAGUGAUUACCGAAUGUCUGAUAAGUUCAAGGAAGUGCCACACUCAGGAUAAAUUUAUUCACCAUACGGCUCCAGUUGAAAAAUCACAUGGCAGACUGCAAACCAGAACAUCAAGGUCACAAAAGAAAAACUCCAAAUCACCUGAGAGAAAUAAAUAUUGCAUAAAUGCAAAAAACUACGAACAGCCUACAAUUUCUUCAAAAUCACACUCUCCAUCUCCUUACACAAAAAGACGCAUGUGUGAGCUAUCUGAAGACACUAGGCAGCGGCUGGCGCAUUUAAAUCUGGGGCCCUAUGAAUUCAAAAAAGAAACAGAUAAACCUCCAUUUGUGAUUAGACAUGUUGAUCCCCCAAGUCCCAGGGCUGAUGCUUUAUUUGGAUCUUCUGGCAGAGACUGUGAAAGAAAUGGAUGGUCCAGGCUGCACAAUGAUCAUUCUCAUCUUCGCUGCUACCGACCCAAGGAUUAUAAGGUCAUCAGAACACCUCAUGGGAGAGACUUCGAUGACUCUUUGGAAAGAUGUGAUGACUAUUUGAGUUCAAGGUCACGUAGCAAGCCCCAGCAUUCAUCCAGGACCUCACUCGUUCAUUCAGCACCCUCUACAAUGCCGAAGCAUUCUCCAAGCCCUGUGUUAAAUCGUGCUUCUCUCAGGGAAAGAUUCCAUUCUGACUGGUGUUCACCUUCAAACUGCGAUGAGAUCCAUGACCGGGUAAAGAAUGUCUUGAAAUCACAUCAGGCUCAUCAGAGACAUUUAUAUGAUGAGAGAGACCCAGAGAAAGAAGAUGAACUGGAAUUGAAAAGAGGUCUUUUAUAUAGAGACUCUGCCUAUGACAGUGACCCAGAGUAUAGUUCAUUUCAGCAGCCACGUGGCACUCUCCAUUUGGAUGAUGGCGAAUACUGGUCCAACAGGGCAGCCUCUUAUAAAGGAAAAUCCUACCGACCCAUCUUUGAGAACAGCAUGGACAAGAUGUACAGGAGCUUAUACAAAAAGGCCUGUAGUUCUGUUUCUCAUACACAGGAAGGCUGCUGAGACCAGUGGUGAUAAACUGUAUGAGUGUCCUUGUCAACUUCUCAAUGAAAACGUUUGAUGUGAUCAGUAUCUGUAUUCCUUUUCUUUUAAACAGGUGGUUCUAAUUGAGUACACUAGUUAGACUUGAAUAAGUUUAUUACUUCAAAUGAUAAAUUAUCAUGGGCAAACCUUCUUUUUCCAAUCACAGUAAAGAAUGCUACAUUCUAAAAGUCAAAGCUCUGCAACACAAUUACAACCUCCAUUCUGAUUCUGAGAAGGCUGUUCUGUCACAUCUCUCUCAUAUCACCAGCUACAAAUCCAAAAACAGAUUCUCUCUAGAAAUGUUCUUCUGCCUUAAUCACCUUGUAAUUUUCUUUUCACCUACUUGACUGGUUAUCUUGUCUAAGAUUUAAUUAUUAUUAUUAACUCCCUUUUCUUGGUCAUGAGCAAAAAGAUAUACUGUACGAAGAUGAAUUUCCCAGGAGUUUAAACCCUGUUUUAACUAGUAUUUUCUACCAUUUGCUCCCUCAGAAAAGGCUAUUGAUAUGUCUUAGCUCCUAAGAUACAGCUUUCUUUUUAAAGUUUCUAUAAUCAUUCACUCCCUCUUCUCUAAAAGAACUACUAAGUUACUUAAAAUGCUUAACAGUUAGUAGAAAUAGGAAUGGCCAUGGGUGAUCCACAAUGUGCAUAACUGAUUUUUAAAGAGAAUUUUUUGCAUGAUUUUCUUCUAGAGCCAUAUCUUUGGUGCAUCCGGAAUCAGAAAAUAGCCUUUGUUAAUAAGCCUGUAGAGACUCAGAAAGAAUAAGGGACUUAUAUUGUAAUUCCAUCUCUUUAGAGUUUUCAUAGGUAUCAAAUAGCCCAAGAAAGUAGCAUCCUUACUUUAAAGGACACUUGGAACCAUAAAGUGGAGGAAAAUAUUAGAGCGUAACUCUUUGUACCAGAAAGUUGUUAGUUGAGAAAAUUAGCUUCUCCCCCACGCCCCAAACACACCUGUGAGGCCAGUGAGGCUUUGAAGAUAUGAAGAAAUCAGUUACCUUGUAUUCACCAGAGUGAGUGGAAGAAAAGCAGAGAAUAGGACAUGGUAAACUUGGCUUAUAAACUUAAAGAGUUGACUACAAGGUAAUGUUUUCUCAUUGACUCCAUCUUUGGUUAAUUUUAUAGUUAUGAUCUUAAAAGAAAAAACUUGAGUUAAAGUUAAACUCUAUUUAAAUUGGAAUCAGCAUGUAAAAUUGGGUGAUUUAUUUUUGUAAUAGGAGAAAAUACAUAAUACUUGUUAUCCAGUAA
Aethalodelphis obliquidens (Pacific white-sided dolphin) is the source of this 3015-nucleotide messenger RNA. RefSeq names its product spermatogenesis associated 6 (gene SPATA6). Gene Ontology annotation, molecular function: myosin light chain binding. Gene Ontology annotation, biological process: motile cilium assembly; spermatogenesis. The transcript has 13 exons. Bases 286 to 1752 code for a protein of 488 amino acids. The record is from RefSeq and is a predicted model, not a curated record. Gene Ontology annotation, cellular component: sperm head-tail coupling apparatus. Lineage: Eukaryota; Metazoa; Chordata; Mammalia; Artiodactyla; Delphinidae.